UGGGGUAGUUUCGUCAAUUGACUCAGUUUUUCCCUCUCUUGCAUACGGUUCGAACACACUGACACAGUAGAGAGAGAAGGAGAGGGAGAUGGCUUACCAGCGAAGGCUCCAGGCUGCGGCGAAAUUCAUCGAAAACGCUGACAGACGCGCCGCCGAAGAGCUAGUGAUUCCUGAAGAACUUGGCGUGACUGCCACUCUGAAGCCUCACCAAGUCGAAGGUGUUUCAUGGCUCGUACGGCGGUAUUUUCUCGGCGUCAACGUUGUUCUCGGAGACGAGAUGGGACUAGGGAAGACUUUGCAAGCUAUCUGUUUGAUGAGCUACAUUAAGGUUCAACAGAUGUCACCUGGGCCAUUUUUGAUAUUAUGUCCUCUAAGUGUAACGGAUGGUUGGGUAUCGGAGAUGGGUAGAUUUGCUCCAAAACUUAAAGUUUCACGGUAUGUUGGGGACAAAGAUCACCGUCGUAAUUUACGCAGAACAAUGUAUGAGCAUGUUAAAGAACAGUCCUCGAAAGCUGAUGUUUUGUUGGUUCCUUUUGACGUGUUGUUAACAACAUAUGAGAUAGCAUUGAUGGAUCAGGAUUUUCUUUCUCAAAUACCAUGGCAUUACGCAGUAAUUGAUGAAGCUCAAAGGCUUAAAAACCCUUCUAGUGUUUUGUAUAAUGUCCUGAAAGAGCGUUUUCUCAUGCCAAGACGACUAUUGAUGACUGGCACACCUAUUCAAAACAAUCUAACUGAACUUUGGUCUUUGAUGCACUUUUGUAUGCCUUCAGUCUUUGGGAAGUUGGACCAAUUCCUUUUUGCAUUCAAGGAAGCUGCAAAUCCCUCAGGGAAUGAUCAGUCUAUAGUCAAGGAGCAGUUAAAAAUUUUAAAAAGCAUAGUGGGAACUUUCAUGCUUCGACGUACAAAAUCAAGACUUAUUGAGUGUGGAAAUUUAGUCCUACCACCACUUACUGAGAUAACUAUGAUGGCACCGCUAGUCAGCCUGCAAAAGAAAGUGUACGUGUCAAUUUUGAGGAGAGAGCUCCCUAAACUUCUUGCAUUUUCAUCUGGAACCUCAAAUUACCAGUCCUUACAGAAUACUGUAAUGCAGUUACGAAAAACUUGUAGCCAUCCGUACCUAUUCCCUGGCAUUGAACCUGAACCAUAUGAAGAAGGUGAACACCUUGUUAAGGCCAGUGGAAAACUUAUUAUUUUGGACCAGCUACUUCACAAGCUACAUGAUUCGGGACAUCGUGUUCUUCUUUUUGCUCAGAUGACUCAUACACUGGACAUUCUACAAGGAUUUUUGGAGUUACGAAGAUAUUCUUAUGAGCGUCUUGAUGGAUCGAUUCGAGCUGAGGAGCGGUUUGCUGCUAUAAGAAGUUUCAGUAGACAAUCAGCUGAAGGUAGUUUGAGUUCACAAGCUGAAGAAAAUGGUGCUUUCGUAUUUCUGAUUUCUACUAGGGCUGGGGGAGUUGGUUUGAAUCUUGUAGCUGCUGAUACUGUCAUUUUCUACGAGCUAGACUGGAAUCCUCAGGUUGACAAGCAGGCUUUGCAGAGAGCUCACCGUAUUGGUCAAAUGAGCCCUGUGUUGUCUAUUAGUCUGGUUACUGAACGUACUGUGGAAGAGGUCAUUAUGCGGAGAGCAGAAAGGAAAUUGCAGCUUAGCCAUAAUGUUGUGGGAGAUGAUGUUGAAAACGAAGAAAAUAAAGAAUCUGCAGGAGUUGAAGGAGGUGAUUUGCGUUCUGUCAUAUAUGGGUUAGGUAUAUUUGAUCCUGAUGAGACUAGCAAUGACAAUAUUGAGGAAUUACAAAGCUCAAAGUUGAAAACAAUGGUUGAGAGGGUAGUUGCAAUGCGUCAUGAACAAGUUGCUGGUAAUGAUGGCAGGAAAUUUGAAGUUAAUCCGACAGAUAUGUUGAAGGGAUGUCUUUCUUCUCAACAACAAGAAGCUGUAUCUUUGAGUUCUGAUUCUGGUUUUGAUGAGGCAUCAUACCUCUUGUGGGUUGAAAAAUUUAAGGAGGCAUCACAAACAAGUGGAGACCAAAUCAUUGAUUUGGGAAGAAGAAGAGAUUUAGAUGAGAGUAAACGUGCUAAACUUGAGGCUGCAAAGAAAAAGGCUGAUGAGAAGAAAUUGUUGAAAUGGGAAACCCUUGGCUAUCACUCGCUGUCUAUCAAAGACCCUGUUAUCCCUUCGGAUGAUGAUUCGAUGUUAGAAUUGGGUUCUGUUCACUUUGUUUAUGGAGAUUGUACUAAUCCUUAUGAUACUUGUCCAUCUGAGCCUGCCAUUAUAUUCAACUGUGUUGAUGAUUCUGGAAAUUGGGGACGUGGAGGAAUGUUUGAUGCACUGACUAAACUGUCUACAAGAAUACCAGAGGCUUAUAGCCGAGCUUCUGAAUUUAAGGACCUACAUCUUGGUGAUCUUCAUCUCAUAAGAGUGAAUGACAAUUCUGAUGAACAGAAUACUCGUCAGAAUACAGAUGGUAAUACUUCUCUAUGGGUGGGUUUAGCCGUUGUACAGUCUUACAAUCCUAGGCGAAAAGUACCUCGUAGUAAGAUAUCUAUCCCGGAUCUGGAAUGUUGCUUAUCAAAGGCAUCCUUUACGGCAGCACAAAACUCUGCUUCAAUACACAUGCCACGAAUUGGUUACCAAGCUGGAUCAGAUCGUUCUGAGUGGUACACCAUUGAACGUCUUCUUCGAAAAUAUGCAUCCAUUUACGGCAUAAAAAUCUUUGUGUACUAUUACCAAAGGUCAUCGUAACAGGUUUAACCGUUGUUACAAGUUGCGGUGCGGCAUCGUAAACAUAUAAUGUUUUCUGUCUUUGGUCAUGAAUUAUGUACUUGAUAUUUUAAGAGCUAUGUCAGGGCACUCCCAAAGACAUUGUAUUCUAUUAGGCUUGUAUAAAUCUUUGGGCUUUUUGUGGAGGAGAUCAGAGUAAUAAUAGUAAAAUCUAACACCUUCAAACAUCAUAGCUGGUUUCCUUUCA
Molecule: messenger RNA, 2963 nt
Organism: Cannabis sativa
Lineage: Eukaryota; Viridiplantae; Streptophyta; Magnoliopsida; Rosales; Cannabaceae
Product: probable helicase CHR10
Exons: 17
Coding region: 89-2737 (882 amino acids)
Biological process (GO): DNA repair; chromatin remodeling
Molecular function (GO): ATP binding; DNA helicase activity; ATP-dependent chromatin remodeler activity
Source: RefSeq, a predicted model, not a curated record